CACACACAUUUUGCAAAGAAUAUCUGACGGCUCGUAUUGAUUUAGGCAUUGUGCAAGACCUGCACGGCUUAGAAGUUGAAACCCCUUCCCGGAAAAGAGUUCAUUCAGAAACCCCGACGAACCAAAUUUUCAAAUUUUGUUUCCGAUCUCUGAAGAAGAGAGUGAUGGCGGAACCUUGGAGAAACAUCGACGUGGAGAACCUGAUCUCGUACAGCGACGACCUCGUCAAGGUGUUGUCGGAGGGUCCGCGCGACCUCAACAACCUCUCUCACUCUCUCCAACAAACACGCGCCCUUUCUUCCUCCUGCGACUCCGACCUCAAUGAAGCUCGCUCCUUCCGCCAAGACUAUCAGAACAAAGUAGAUGCAUGCAAGCAGAAAAUAGAGGAAGCUAGAUCCGAGACUGCUGCUGAUGGAGACCUGGAUCUUCUACAAAGAGAACUGGAGGAAGAACUUGAGAAAGAACGCUGGUUGAAAGAGGAGUUUAGAGCCAUCGGCGAUGAGUUUAAUGAUCUAGAACAGCAAUGGAUUUCUGUCCAAGAGCAAAAGAAGACCAUACAGACAAUUGAGAAAAAUAAGCAGAGGACACAGAUGGUACUUUCAAUGUAUGCUUCUGUCACAAAUAUUGUGCCUAACUUGGAUGAACAGUCCAAAAUUUCAGGCUAUAUUGUGGAAAAGGAUAAAAACGCUGUUGAGAAGUUUGAAUAUGACACCUCAAAUAUGACUGCCCUUGAUAUAUGUAAUGGUAUUUGGAAAAUAAUAAGUGAGUGAUGCAUGUCAACUAGAUAAGUUGAUACAUGCAACAAUGUAUUAUUUCUCAGUUUUGAGUGGCAAAUUAGCGAUCCUGCAAUUCAGUUACAUAUUGGUGUAAGAAUUCAAUGUCUUAAUUUAUUGUGAAUGACAAUCUUGCAAUGUUGAUAUUGACUACUGAGAGGGGGCAAUAUAGCUUGCAAUCAGUUUCAUCGAGUGUUUUUUCAUCAGUAAUCAGACACUAGUUUGAAUCUUUUCGGAGUUGGCCACUUGUUCUAUCAACUAGUAUGCAGUACACUUGAGCAUAUAUAAGAAAUUCAGCUGUUUCAAGCCUGCAGAGGUCCCUGUGAAUAUUCUAGUGCUGGAGCAGUAUUUUCUCCUGCGAUCACAAGGCGAAGACUCUACCCAUCCAAAAUGAUGAAUAUAUAUAUAUAUAUAUAUAUAUAUAUAUAUAUAUAUAUAUAUAUAUAUAUAUAUCCAGUUGCUUCAGUUUUCACUUAGCACAUUUCGUGGGUUAGUUGAAACUUCAUUAAUAUACUUUUAUCUGUUGGACUUUGUACAUUACCUAUACUUUCCAAGUUGGUUUCAGAAAAUAUGUAAUACUUGUAAAUGGUAGGAUAUGGUAAUGUAUGGCGUGAUA
Glycine soja is the source of this 1389-nucleotide messenger RNA. Its product is annotated as kinetochore protein SPC24 homolog. Gene Ontology annotation, biological process: regulation of chromosome segregation. The transcript is spliced from 5 exons. Bases 165 to 770 code for a protein of 201 amino acids. Lineage: Eukaryota; Viridiplantae; Streptophyta; Magnoliopsida; Fabales; Fabaceae. The record is from RefSeq and is a predicted model, not a curated record.